This is a messenger RNA of Coffea arabica (coffee), 2991 nucleotides long. RefSeq lists its product as uncharacterized. The record is from RefSeq and is a predicted model, not a curated record. Lineage: Eukaryota; Viridiplantae; Streptophyta; Magnoliopsida; Gentianales; Rubiaceae.
AUGGAGGCCCUCCAGCCUCACGCUGGGGGCCAGGCUCCUUCAUCUCCAUCUUUUCUCCGCAAGUCCUUUGCUGCUUUAUUUUCAAGCAAUGCAGCCACGCCUUCGCUGUCCGUUCAGGCGACUCCCUCCACCCACAAAGGGGAGCCUGCGUUGAUAUUCUCGCAAAUAGCCAUGGAAAAGCUUGCGGCCCCAUAUCGACAUGCAUUGGUGGGCAAGUUCUCAAGGGGUAGACCGAAGCUAGAGGAUGUACGUGGUUUUUUGCGCAAGUUAGACUUGCGUGACCCAGCAACUGUGGGCUUGUUGGACGCAUGCCAUGUGCUGCUGCAGUUCCAUUCGGAUGCUGAUUUUCACAGAGUGUGGGCAAGGGGGAUUUGGUACGUUCAUGGACAUCCGAUGAGGGUCUUUAAAUGGACUCCAUCGUUUCAUGUAGAUCGUGAGCCAUCUGUUGUCCCGGUGUGGUUCCAGGUGCCCAAGCUGCCCUUGCAUUUGUUCCAUAAGGAAACGUUGUUCCAAAUUGCUGAGAUGGUGGGCGUGCCUCUGUUAGUUGAUGCGGCAACUUUGGCGGUUUCCAGACCUAGCGUUGCUAGGGUCUGCGUGGAGGUGGACUUGAUGAAGCAAAGGCCUUCAAGGGGGCACACGGAGGUGGGUUGCCAUGUGUUGCACCCAGCAUUGAAGCCUGUCAAAGUGGGGGGAGACGGGGAGAGGCCUGGGCAGCCUGCUGAAGGGGGUAUUAAGCCCAGGCAGAGGCAGCGCGAGGUGGUGCAAGAUGGCACAGCGCUGGCUGCAAAUUCAGCAGCAGUUGAGGAGGCCGCAGCGACGAAGGUGUCCAGCUUGGAGCCUUCGAGCGGGACGGUAGCGCUGGUGGAGCCUCAAGCUAUGGUUGGUGUUAUGGUGUCCACAUCCCAAUCUGCUAGUGCUACGGCUGCGUUGGCUGAGCCGCAGACAGUGGUAGCGGUCGAGGUUGCUGAGCAACUUUCUGCGGAGGUGGUGGUGUUGGCUGAGAAGGAGUUGAACCAUGAGCAGGAGUUCGGCGGUAAUGGUGCAGUAGCGGUUGAAGGAUUUGAGGUGGUGUUGGUGGGAGGGCAGGAUUUGAGCAAGGAGGAAGAUGAUUACGGUAAUGAUGUGCGCAUGGGAUCAGCGGAACGGCGACCAACAGAGGCUCACAUGGAUUCUAAAGAUGUCUUGGCAGAAGAGGAAGAGCUUCGUGAGUUGCAGGAGCGGGUGGGUAAUCUUUCACCAAGAGGUGACUCUCACAUGGUGCCUGACGUACUAUCUUCGCUGGUAAGUGACCAUCAGUUGGGUGCACUGAACCUGGAGCCUAACGAAUUAUCUCUGGUGCGGCAAGAUGAGCGGCAGAAGAAAGUAUCUUUGGUGGCGAUUUGUGAACCUAAGACAUCCCUACUGAACCUGGAUUCUAUCCGUGUGAAGGUGGGAAUGGACUUAGCUGUUGCAAAUCAAUCAGGUAGUGUUUGGAUUUUGUACAAUUCGUCGUUUGAUUGCUAUACAAUAGGAGAAUCGGAGCAGCACAUCACGCUGCGCGUGAUUUCCCAAUUAUUGCCUGAGAAGAUAUACUUUUCAUUCGUUCAUGCAAAGUACAUUGCCCAGGAGAGGGAAGGGCUAUGGGGAGAGCUUUUGCGAGAGAAGCAGGAGGUUAAGCCCUGGUUUCUGGUGGGGAAUUUUAACGUGAUUUUGUCUGUAGAGGAGAAACGGGGCGGCGUUCCUUUCAGGCAGGCUGAUGGGGUGGAAUUAGCACAGUUCAUGUCUUUAGCAGGGGUUGGAGAUGCUGGCUUCUCGGGGUCUAGGUAUACUUGGUGCAAUAAUAGGCAGGGUAUGGCUAGGGUUUGGAGACGGUUAGACAGGCUGUUGAUUAACUCGGCGGCUAUGAGGAUGGAAAGUGAUUUCACAGUACGGCAUUUGGGGAAGGAUCCAUCGGAUCAUGCGCCGCUUCUGUUAUCUGCGGUGACGAGAUUGGAUGGUAAGCCAUUGCCGUUCCACUUCUUGAAUGUUUGGACAACAAAACCUGGUUUCCUGGAUGUCGUUAAACAGUGUUGGUCUGGCUCCCUUCCUGGUUCGCCUCUCAAGGUUUUAUCAGAGAAGCUCCGAAAGACGAAACAAGCGCUUCGCCAAUGGUCUAGGAGUUCUUUUAGGGAUAUAUUCUUGGAGAUUCAGUCGGCGGAGCAAAAGGUGGUAGAGGCUGAACUAGCCCAUGAUGACAACCCUUCCGAGAAAUUGCUGAUACAACUACACAAGGCACGAGUUCGGUUACGCAAUGCUUUGGUGGUUGAAGAAGAAUUUUGGAAGCAGAAAGCUCGGGUUAAGUGGUUGGCGGAUGGUGACCGGAAUAUGGCUUUCUUUCAUUCUGUUGUGACGGAGAGGCGGCGAAAGUCUGUUAUUCAUCGGAUUCGGAGGACAAAUGGCGACUGGGUGGACGAUGAGGCAAGUAUUUGUAAUGAGGCCGUCUCUUUCUUCCAGGGUUUGUUUACAGAGGAGGUGGGAAGAGCCUCCAGUGACAUGUUGGAGGUCAUUCCGAGGGUUAUUAAUGAUCAGGAUAACAGCGGGCUGAGGGAGAUCCCUUCUAUGGACCAAGUGAAGGAGGUCUUGUUUUCAAUGGAUGGGGACAGUGCCGCGGGUCCGGAUGGCUUUACAGGGAAGUUUUUCACGGCUGCUUGGGAGGUGGUUGUUGAGGAUGUUCACCGUGCCAUAGAGAGCUUCUUUUGUGGCGCGGAGUUGCCGAGAUGUGUCACCGCUACUGCCAUUGUCUUGUUGCCUAAGGGGUUUUUCAAGUCCGCCCCAGGUUUGCGCCAGGGGAAUCCGAUAUCGCCGGCUUUAUUUGUCAUUGGAGCGGAUGUGCUUUCACGUUCUCUGAAUGCCUUGACGGUGCAUAGGCGUUUCCAUCCCUUCAAAGUUCCGAGUGGAUGCCCUAUGGUCACGCACUUGGCAUAUGCUGACGAUGUGAUCAUUUUCACCAGCAGCAUCAAGGCCUCGGUGUAG